Coregonus sp. 'balchen' is the source of this 19475-nucleotide messenger RNA. The record is from the annotation of a GenBank genome assembly. Lineage: Eukaryota; Metazoa; Chordata; Actinopteri; Salmoniformes; Salmonidae.
AUGGCCCUGUGGGACGGUAAGAACCGUAUACCCUCUCCUCUCACCUGUGCUAACCCUACCUUCCUUAUUUUUCUUCUUCUUCUUCAAUUAGGUUUAAUGGCCGUUGGCCUCCAAUAUGUUGCAUUACCGCCACCAACUUGACUGGUGUAUAAAUCCAUUAUACACUACAUGACCAAAAGUCUGUGGACACCAGCUCGUCGAACAUCUCAUUCCAAAAUCAUGGGCAUUAACAUAGAGUUGGUCCCCCCUUUGCUGCGAUAACAGCCUCCACUCUUCUGGGAAGGCUUUCCAAUAGAUAUUGGAACAUUGCUGCAGGGACUUGCUUCCAUCUACCACAAGAGCAUUAAUGAGGUCAGGCACUGAUGUUGGGCGAUUAGGCCUGGCUUGCUGUCGGCGUUCCAAUUCAUCCAAAAGGUGUUCAAUGGGGUUGAGGUCAGGGCCAGGUCAGGUCAAUGCAGGCCAGUUAAGUUCUUCCACACCAAUCUCGACAAACCAUUUCUGUAUGGACCUCGCGUUGUGCACGGGGCCAUUGUAACGCUGAAAAAGGAAAGGUACUUCCCCAAACUGUUGCCACAAAGUUGAAAGCACAGAAUUGACACACAAUUAAUUUUCUCCUUUCCCCCUUCUGAUAACUGUGGUGAACUGUAGAGUUUAAUGGACUAUGAGGUAGAACUGGGUUAAUCAAGAGCAUAACGUUAGAAUUCUUUGUUACUGGUCCAGGAAUUGUAUUGGGUCAUUUAAUUUCACUGUGUGGGUGAGUAGAGAGGGAAUCUGCCCUAGAUUCAAACUGCUUGCUCUUACUUAAAUCCAUGGCUGUCUUAUCUGAUGAGAGAUUGAAACUAGCUUGUGGCCUUUUGUCUCUCUCUUCAAACACCGUGAAGGGAGCGGCAACAGGGUUGAAUGGAGUUAAGGCUAGACCUUUGUCUCCUUGGUAUCUUCUUGAUUGAUUACAGCAUGAUGGGGUGAGGUUUGUGUAUGUUAGGGCCUUGUCAUGUUUAAACUAAACAUGAGUGUGUGUGCAAGACAGGGGAGUGAGUGAUUGGUUGGAGUAUUAUGUGCAUAAUAAAAGUCGAGUUUAGCCGCCCUCAGAGACAAAGGGUGAUAAAGAGCGGGAAACUGAAGAGGGAGGGAUAUAGAGCUGGAAGAGUUGGGGAUGAUGGUAUAUAAUGUGACGUGAGAGAGAGAGAACGGGGUGCCACUCUGCAGACUGGUAUCGGCUUUGUUGAAACUUUAAUAAAGUAAUUUCUUGAUGCAACAAAAACUCUGUAAGACCUUAUUUGUAAUAAAGUAUAGUGGUUAUUUUCCACAACAUAACCAGGUGGCGAAUCGCAUCACUGCAUGUCUGGUAGACAUAUCAGUGUGGAUGUCGGAUCACCACCUCAAGCUGAACCUCGGCAAGAUGGAGCUGCUCUUCCUCCCGGGGAAGAACUGCCCGCUCCAUGAUCUCGCCAUCACGGUUGGCAACUCCAUUGUGUCCUCCUCCCAGAGUGCAAAGAACCUUGGCGUGACCCUGGACAACACCCUGUCGUUCUCCGCUAACAUCAAAGCGGUGACCCGAUCCUGCAGGUUCAUGCUCUACAACAUUUGCAGAGUACGACCCUACCUUACACAGAAAGCGGCACAGGUCCUAAUCCAGUCACUUGUCAUCUCCCGUCUGGAUUACUGCAACUCGCUGUUGGCUCGGCUCCCUGCCUGUGCCAUUAAACCCCUACAACUUAUCCAGAACGCUGCAGCCCGUCUGGUGUUCGACCUUCCCAAGUUCUCUCAUGUCACCCCGCUCCUCCGCACACUCCACUGGCUUCCAGUUGAGGAUCGCAUCUACUACAAGACCAUGGUGCUUGCCUACGGAGCUGUGAGGGGAACGGCAUCUCCUUACCUUCAGGCUCUGAUCAGACCCUACACCCAAAUGAGGGCACUACGUUCAUCCACCUCUGGCCUGCUAGCUUCCCUACCUCUACGGGAGCACAGUUCCCGCUCAUCCCAGUCAAAGCUAUUUGCUGCUCUGGCACCCCAAUGGUGGAACAAGCUCCCCCACGACGCCAGGACAGCGGAGUCACUGACCACCUUCCAGAGACACUUGAAACCCUACCUCUUUAAGGAAUACCUGGAAUAGUAUAAAGUAAUCCUUCUAUCUCCCCCCCCAUACAAAAAAAAGAAGAAAAAAAGUGCUUGUCCCACUGGCUAUCAUAAGUUGAAUGCACCAAUUUGUAAGUCGCUCUGGAUAAGAGCGUCUGCUAAAUGAUGUAAAUGUAAAUGUAGAAUAUCAUUGUAUGCUGUAGCGUUAAGAUUUCCCUUCACUGGAACUAAGGGGCCUAGCCCGAACCAUGAAAAACAGCCGCAGAUGAUUAUUCCUCCGCUACCAAACUUUAACGUUGGCACUAUGCAUUGGGGCAGGUAGCGUUCUCCUUGCAUCCGCCAAACCCAGAUUAGUCCGUCGGACUGCCAGAUUGUGAAGCGUGAUUCAUCACUCCAGAAAACGCGUUUCCACUGCUCCAGAGUCCAAUGGUGGCCAGAUUUACACCACUCCAGCCAACGCUUGGCAUUGCGCAUGGUGAUCUUAGGUUUUUGUGUGGCUGCUCGGCCAUGGAAACCCAUUUCAUGAUUCUCCCAACUAACAGUUUCUGUGCUGACGUUGCUUCCAGAGGCCGUUUGGAACUCGGUAGUGAGUGUUGCAACCGAGGACAGAAGAUUUAUACGCGCUAUGCGCUUCAGCACUCAACAGUCCAGUUCUGUGAGCUUGUGUGGCCUACCACUUCGCGGCUGAGCCAUUGUUGCUCCUAGAUGUUUCCACUUCACAAUAACAGCACUUACAGUUGACCGGGGCAGCUCUAGCAGGGCAGAAAUUUGACGAAAUGACUUGUUGGAAAGGUGGCAUCCUAUGACGCUGCCACUUUGAAAGUCACUGAGCUCUUCAGUGAGGCCAUUCUACUGACAAUGUUUGUCUAUGGAAAUUGCAUGGCUGUGUGCUUGAUUUUAUACACCUGUCAGCAACAGGUGUGGCUGAAAUAGCCGAAUCUGCAAUGUCAUACUCUUUUUGACCAGACAGCAUCUGAUAGAUGGGCUACACAUACUGAGAAUGAGGGGUGCUGUUUCUCCGGUGAGAUACAUUCAGCCUCUUGCGACUUGAAGGGAAAUUAUAAAACACAGUGAAACGAAAGAUACAGUGGCUUGCGAAAGUAUUCACCCCCUUGGCAUUUUUCCUAUUUUGUUGCCUUACAACCUGGAAUUAAAAUGGAUUUUCUGGGGGUUUGUAUCAUUUGAUUUACACAACAUGCCUACCCCCCCCCCCCCCCCCCCCCCCCUUUGACUAGGCCAUUCCAAGACAUUUAAAUGUUUCCCUGUAAACCACUCGAGUGUUGCUUUAGCGGUAUGCUUAGGGUCAUUGUCCUGCUGGAAGGUGAACCUCCGUCCCAGUCUCAAAUCUCUGGAAGACUAAAACAGGUUUCCCUCAAGAAUUUCCCUGUAUUUGGCACCAUCCAUCAUUCUUUCAAUUCUGACCAGUUUCCCAGUCCCUGCCGAUUAAAAACAUUCCCACAGCAUGAUGCUGCCACCACCGUGCUUCACUGUGGGGAUGGUGUUCUCGGGGUGAUGAGAGGUGUUGGGUUUGCCCCAGACAUAGCGUUUUCCAUGAUGGCCAAAAAGCUCAAUUUUAGCUCAUCUGACCAGAGUACCUUCUUCCAUAUGUUUGGGGAGUCUCCCGCAUGGCUUUUGGCGAACACCAAGCGUGUUUGCUUAUUUUUUUCUUUAAGCAAUGGCUUUUUUCUGGCCACUCUUCCGUAAAGCCCAGCUCUGUGGAGUGUAUGGCUUAAAGUGGUCCUAUGGACAGAUACUCCAAUCUCCGCUGUGGAGCUUUUCAGCUCCUUCAGGGUUAUCUUUGGUCUCUAUGUUGCCUCUCUGAUUAAUGCCCUCCUUGCCUGGUCCGUGAGUUUUGGUGGGCGGCCCUCUCUUGGCAGGUUUGUUGUGGUGCCAUAUUCUUUAAAUGUUUUUAUAAUGGAUUUAAUGGUGCUCCGUGGGAUGUUCAAAGUUUGAGACUUUUUUUUAUAACCCAACCCUGAUCUGUACUUCUCCACAACUUUGUCCCUGACAUGUUUAGAGAGCUCCUUGGUCUUCAUGGUUCCGCUUGCUUGGUGGUGCCCCUUGCUUAGUGGUGUUGCAGAUUCUGUGACCUUUCAGAACAGGUGUAUAUAUACUGAGAUCAUGUGACACUUAGAUUGCACACAUGUGGACUUUAUUUAACUAAUUAUGUGACUUCUGAAGGUAAUUGGUUGCACCAGAUCUUAUUUAGGGGCUUCAUAGCAAAGGGGGUGAAUACAUAUGCACGCACCACUUUUCCGUUAUUUAUUUUUUAGAAUUAUUUGAAACAAGUAAUUUUUUUCAUUUCACUUUACCAAUUUGGACUAUUUUGUGUAUGUCCAUUACAUGAAAUCCAAAUAAAAAUCAAUUUCAAUUAUAGGUUGUAAUGUAAACAAAGUAGGAAAAACAGCAAGAGGGAUAAAUACUUUUGCAAAUUUUUUGGUACAUUUUUGGGGGAAGUCUGGCUUCCCUUGGCAUCCAUCACGCCACUACUAUUCCUGCUCUUUUCCCAUGAUCCAUCAAACGCAUUUAGUGUGUCAUGGUCAACUUACACUUUUUUCAAUGCUUAUUUGAAUGUCAUUGAGAAAACAGAAAGGUGUCAAAGAUUUUUUUGAAUUUCUGUAUUUAAAAUUAAUCAUAGAAGUAAUCAUCAACUUUUUAAAAAAAAGUGUCUGUAAUCUGAUUACAAUAUUUUUGCUGGUAACAUAACGGAUUACAGGGAUUAUUUUUUUUUUUUUACAUGUAAUCCGUUACUCCCCAACGCUGACUGUCUCUAGUGUGGACAUUACAUCACACACAGAGCAAAUAGAACUUCACUGCCCACUGUCUAUACAGUGGGGGAAAAAAGUAUUUAGUCAGCCACCAAUUGUGCAAGUUCUCCCACUUAAAAAUAUGAGAGAGGCCUGUAAUUUUCAUCAUAGGUACACGUCAACUAUGACAGACAAAAUGAAAAAAAAAAUCUCCAGAAAAUCACAUUGUAGGAUUUUUAAUGAAUUUAUUUGCAAAUUAUGGUGGAAAAUAAGUAUUUGGUCAGCAACAGUUUUCACACACUGUUGCUGGUAUUUUGGCCCAUUCCUCCAUGCAGAUCUCCUCUAGAGCAGUGAUGUUUUGGGGCUGUCGCUGGGCAACACGGACUUUCAACUCCCUCCAAAGAUUUUCUAUGGGGUUGAGAUCUGGAGACUGGCUAGGCCACUAAAGGACCUUGAAAUGCUUCUUACGAAGCCACUCCUUCGUUGCCCGGGCGGUGUGUUUGGGAUCAUUGUCAUGCUGAAAGACCCAGCCACGUUUCAUCUUCAAUGCCCUUGCUGAUGGAAGGAGGUUUUCACUCAAAAUCUCACGAUACAUGGCCCCAUUCAUUCUUUCCUUUACACGGAUCAGUCGUCCUGAUCCCUUUGCAGAAAAACAGCCCCAAAGCAUGAUGUUUCCACCCCCAUGCUUCACAGUAGGUAUGGUGUUCUUUGGACUCAACUCAGCAUUCUUUGUCCUCCAAACACGACGAGUUGAGUUUUUACCAAAAAGUUAUAUUUUGGUUUCAUCUGACCAUAUGACAUUCUCCCAAUCCUCUUCUGGAUCAUCCAAAUGCACUCUAGCAAACUUCAGACGGGCCUGGACAUGUACUGGCUUAAGCAGGGGGACACGUCUGGCACUGCAGGAUUUGAGUCCCUGGCGGAGUAGUGUGUUACUGAUGGUAGGCUUUGUUACUUUGGUCCCAGCUCUCUGCAGGUCAUUCACUAAGUCCCCCCGUGUGGUUCUGGGAUUUUUGCUCACCGUUCUUGUGAUCAUUUUGACCCCACGGGGUGAGAUCUUGCGUGGAGCCCCAGAUCGAGGAAGAUUAUCGGUGGUCUUGUAUGUCUUCCAUUUCCUAAUAAUUGCUCCCACAGUUGAUUUCUUCAAACCAAGCUGCUUACCUAUUGCAGAUUCAGUCUUCCCAGCCUGGUGCAGGUCUACAAUUUUGUUUCUGGUGUCCUUUGACAGCUCUUUGGUCUUGGCCAUAGUGGAGUUUGGAGUGUGACUGUUUGAGGUUGUGGACAGGUGUCUUUUAUACUGAUAACAAGUUCAAACAGGUGCCAUUAAUACAGGUAACGAGUGGAGGACAGAGGAGCCUCUUAAAGAAGAAGUUACAGGUCUGUGAGAGCCAGAAAUCUUGCUUGUUUGUAGGUGACCAAAUACUUAUUUUCCACCAUAAUUUGCAAAUAAAUUCAUUACAAAUCCUACAAUGUGAUUUUCUGGAUUAGUUUUUCUCAAUUUGUCUGUCAUAGUUGGCGUGUACCUAUGAUGAAAAUUACAGGCCUCUCUCAUAUUUUUAAGUGGGAGAACUUGCACAAUUGGUGGCUGACUAAAUACUUUUUUUCCCCACUGUAGCUGUUGGCCUACACCAUUGUCUCUAUUGUGUACAUUACAUUACCCAGCAAAUAGAGCUCUGCUAACUGUAUGCCAAUGGUUUACUGUGCAAUAGUCUCUCAUGACAGACUGUCAGCACACUCAGAUUUGCUUCCGUGUUCCAAUGAUCAAAUGUGCGAUUACAUUGUCAUAUAGGGAAAUUAAGUACUUCGUAUAAUAACAACCAAUUGAUAAUGAGUUAAAUAUCAUGAGUGGUUACAUAUCAUGAAACGGCUACAUUAUACAUUCCAAAGCCAUCAUAUAGCAUUUCAGCUACAUAAAACGUCCAUUCUAUGCUCACGUCAGAUAGCCUACAUAAACCAUCAAUCUACAAUCUUCUCAUUUUUUGUCACAGUUAACGAGAAAUGUGCCAGUGACAGGUCUUUGUGAAGAACUGUGUAGAAUGGUAGAUGACAAGGAGGAGUCAUAGCUGAGGAUGAUGGUGAAAUCCCAUCAGAGCAGAGGCACAAAUCCCCCAGUCUAGGAAAUCCGGUCUCCAUCUUGGAUAAGCCCAAAGCGCUCCGAACUGGAUCCAAUUUACUAAAUGCUUUGAUGGAGAGUUCUGAACAUGAGAGUUUUUCAUUUGAGUAAAAAUUUACAUCUUGAAACAUGGAGCUAUCUGAGGCCAUUUGAAAGUUAUAACUGUAUUCUAAAUUCUGUAAGGCAUGCGUAAAGAGAUCUUCAUUAUACCUAAUAAUACUACAAUACCACUGUCUUAGAGUUUGAUGUAGAGUGUGAAAGGAUUCUGAAAGGAUUAAAUUUAUAAAAUAAAAAAAGCAAUGCUCCAUAUUGAUGAUUGUCAAAAACUGGAUAUUCAACCCAUGUUUCAUUUGAACCACUUACACAUCUCCCUGUAUAAAUAUUAUAUCAUCUACAUAUUGAAGGCUAUAAUGGAACUCUUGAACAAAUAGAAUCUAACCUCCAGUGUUCUUGUUGAACAUAUGCUCAUAUUUGUCCAUUAAACUGAGAAACAGUUGAGCCAGCUGAUUUUCUAAAAGGAACAAACUAAAUCUUCCUUGAAGCAGGUCUAACGGUUAGCAGGGAAUUACAGUAUGUUGAAAAUGGAGUCAGAAUACACUCAGAAAGCCCCAAGAUGCUCAGAAACUCUUCUGUGUGAAUUAUUGCAGAUAAAUCAGGGUAUUCAAGACUGCAGCAGCAUAGAACGAACGCUGCAGCGAACCCAAAGAAGUAAAAGUCAAAUUUCCACAGUAUGGAAACGUUGUCAAGUAUCAGGUGGAGAAAAAUAAUUACAUUGCGUCAAGAAUAUAUUUAUAACGUUUUGGCGAGUGUACCCCCGGGCAAAGCCAAGCCAACAAUGUGGUGCUUUUUCUUCAUCUUCUCAAUUCAUUUAUGAAUGUUUGUCCUUGGUGCUGCCUGCUAGCAUUCUUGGUGGCUCUCCAGGUCUUUGGAUCCCAUAUUCAUAAUAUUGACAAAUAAAUGAGUUUGAGAGGCUGUUCCAAGCCCACCCCACCCCCCUACUCAUUUUCACAUCCACACACACAUACAGAUAUACAACACAGUGUCACGCCCUGACUCAGGGGACUCUUAUAUGUUGAGUCAGGGUGUGUAUAUUCUUUGUUGUGUAUGUUCUAUGUUGUAUAUUCUAGUAUGUGUGGAUCUAUGUUGGCCGGUGUGGUUCCCAAUCAGAGGCAGCUGUCGCUCGUUGUCUCUGAUUGGGGACCAUACUUAGGCAGCCUAUGGGCACUAUUGAGUUGUGGGAUCUUGUUCCGUGUAAGGUAUGUUGUGUGUAUCUACCUUAGGACUUCACGUUUCGUUUCGUUUAUUGUUUUGUCGUGUGUUUAUUUAGUUAAAUAAACAUGUACGUAUAUCACGCUGCGCCUUGGUCUGUCCCGUCAUUAAACGAACGUGACAGAAGAUCCCACCAAACGAGGACCAAGCAGCGUGCCCAGGCGGAGAGGAUGGCCAUGUCACAGGUGGCCAAUUUGUGGUCAUGGGAGGAGAUAUUUGCGGGGAGAGGACCAUGGGCUAAGUUAGAUGCCCAGGCAGGAGAGGAGCAACGGCAACACGGAGGAGGCCGGUCGAGGAGGAAGCCCGAGAAGCAGCCCCAAUAAAACAUUUUUGGGGGGCACACGGGGUGGUUGGCGGAGCCUAGGGUUAGAGCAGAGCCAACUCCCUGUACUCACGCGAAGAGGCGUAUGACUGGGCAAGCUCCGUGUUAUGCGGGGCUACAUACUGUGUCGCCAGUGCGCCGGCACAGUCCUGUACGUCCUGUACUUGCACCACGCACGUGCCGUGCGAAGAUGGGCAUCCAGCCAGGACGGGGUGUGCCGGCUCAACGCUCCUGGUCUCCAGUACACCUCCUCGGUCCAGCAUAUCCUGCGCCAGUUCUUCGAACUGUAUCACCAGUGCGCGUGCACAGCCCAGUGCGUCCUGUGCCAGCACCCCGCACGUGUAGUGCAAAAGUGGGCAGCCAGCCAGGACGGGUUGUGCCAGCUCUCCGCUCUAGACCUCCAGUCCGCCUCCACAGUCCGGCCCGGCCUGUUCCUGCUCCUCGCACCAAGCCAGUGGUGCGCGUCACCAGCCCGGCCCGGCCUGUUCCUGCUCCUCGCACCAAGCCAGUGGUGCGCGUCGCCAGUCAGGCCCCGCCCAUUCCUGCCCCUCGCACCAAGCCAGUGGUGUGCGUCACCAGUCCGGCUCGGCCUGUUCCUGCUCAUCGCACCAAGCCAGUGGUGCGCGUCGCCAGCCCGGCCCGGUCCGUUCCUGUCCCUCGCACCAAACCAGUGGUGCAUGUUCCUAGUCCGGUCCGGCCCAUGCCUGCUCCUCGCACCAGACCAGUGGUGCGUUUGUCCAGUCCGGCACGGCCUGUGCCCUUUCCACCGAUGCAUGGUCCGGCACCGGUCAGCUGCUCCACUCCGGAGCCAGAGCAGUCCGCUCCACCGAUGCCUGAUCCAGUGCCGGUCAGCUGUUCCACUCCGGAGCAGUCCGCUCCACCGGGGUCCAGUCCAGCUCCGGUCAGCUGCUCCACUCCGGAGCCAGAGCAGUCCGCUCCACCGGUGCCUGAUCCAGCUCCGGUCAGCUGCGCCACUCCGGAGCCAGAGCAGUCCGCUCCACCGGGGUCCAGUCCAGCUCCGGUCAGCGGCUCCACUCCGGAGCCAGAACAGUCCGCUCCACCGGUGCCCAGUCCAGCUUCGGUCAGCGGCUCCAGUCCAGACCAUGACAUCAGCCCCUCUCCAGGUUCGGGGUCUCCCACACCAGGGUCCAGACAGGGCCUGGUGUAUCGUGGGAGGAAGGGGAGGAGAAGCAGCGCGCCAAAGUCCAGACCAGACCAGGGGCGCAACAGGGAGGCGGAGAGUGAGAGGUCGUCACGCCCCGAGCCGGAUCCGCCUCCGAGGCGGAAUGCCCACCCGGCCCCUACCCUGUUAGGUUUAUGUUGUGCGGUCGGAGUCCGCACCUUUGGGGGGGGGGUACUGUCACGCCCUGACUCAGGGGACUCUUAUAUGUUGAGUCAGGGUGUGUAUAUUCUUUGUUGUGUAUGUUCUAUGUUGUAUAUUCUAGUAUGUGUGGAUCUAUGUUGGCCGGUGUGGUUCCCAAUCAGAGGCAGCUGUCGCUCGUUGUCUCUGAUUGGGGACCAUACUUAGGCAGCCUAUGGGCACUAUUGAGUUGUGGGAUCUUGUUCCGUGUAAGGUAUGUUGUGUGUAUCUACCUUAGGAGUUCACGUUUCGUUUCGUUUAUUGUUUUGUCGUGUAUUUAUUUAGUUGAAUAAACAUGUACGCAUAUCACGCUGCGCCUUGGUCUGUCCCGUCAUUAAACGAACGUGACACACAGACAGUCAUUCAGUGAUGCAACUUAUCUCCAGAGAGAGUUUUUGACACUGUGGCACAUCUCCCAAGAGUUUGUUGCUAUUGAAAUAGAUUAUUUAUAAUUUAUCAGAGUUAACUGUAAUUACUUUUUAACUCAGUUGCAUGGUCCAUUUUUCAGACCACUGAUACUGCGAUACCAAUCUACUGUGUUACUGUGUUGCAGCACUGCGCAUACCAAUCUACUGUGCCAUAUUUUGUAUUUCAAUCUAAUUGACUCUGAUUCUCUCUGUUUCUCUCUCACUGUCACUACCAUCUGUUUGUCCAUAUUGUGUGAUCCUGCAUUUUGUCCUUGCGGCUCCGCUCCAGACGUCACUUUUGGCCUCCUCCUCGGUGUGUUUGUGGUGUGUGGCUUGGUCCUGCUGACUCUCUGUGCCUUCGCCUCCUGGAAGCUGUGCUGGGUGCCUUAUUUGCGGAAUAAAGAGGCAGCAGCCCUCUCCUCCAGCUCUGCAGCCCUCAACCCGGCCUGCGGUCCCCCAGACGACUGCCCCCCCUUCCACCUCCAUCUCCACCCUCCUCACCCCCUCCACCACCACCAGCGCAAGUUCCUCCCCAGCCCCAACCAGCAGAAGUCACCGGUCACCAUGGCUACGGAUAAGGUGAAAGACCCGAUGGGUUCCAUGGGAUUCCUGGAGGCUGCUGUGAAGAUAAGCCACACGUCGCCUGACAUCCCCGCCGAGGUGGAGCUCUCGAUGAGGGAGCACUUUUUGAGGCGCACGCAACGCAUGCAGCGGCAGGCCACUGAGCCCGCUUCCUCCACCAGGUUAGAACAAAUGGUCAUAGACACACACACACACACACACACAUGCUCUCUCACAGAAACACACACACACACAGAGGCAUGGUCAGAAAAACUGAAUGGCUCUGGUAGAAAUAUCAAAAGUCAGUUUAAAGAACCCCCUCAUAGAAACCUGACAUGUACACAGGGACAGUACAGGCCAAAUCUCCACAUAAUGGCAACAAAGAUAGAAAAUCUACCUGAAUCCACUUGAGUAUUUCACAGCCACACACACAUACACACACACGCACACAUACAUACACACGCACACACACACACACAAACACACACAUACAGUACAGUACACACAUACACAGAGGCAUGGUCAGAAAAACUGAAUUGGUCAGGUAGUCAGCAGAAAUAUCUAUAGUCAGUUAUAAAGAAAUGUCAUAGGGACCUCACAAAUCUCCUAAUAACGGCACUAACAAAGUUAUGAAUUAACUUUUAUCUGAAUUCAAUUUGUUAUUCUACAGCUGUUUGAAAAUACAAUUUCUACAUGAUUAUCUUAGUGAAAAGACUAUUAUGUUUCAAUUUGUUUCGGUUCUCCCAAGCCCUUGUAUUACUUUCAGCCUGUGAGCCAUUUGGUGCUGUUCAUUUAAAAUAAGGUCACUAAUAUCUCCAGACCACUUCAUGAGAAGUAAUGCAAUACACUUAAAAGCGUACAAUCACCAGAAAAACAAUCCCACAGACAUUAUUCUACAUAGCCACAACUACAAUGGGGGGUCUAAUUAUUGGAUGUACCUCGAAUAGUUUUGCAAUAAUAUAAUCUCUGUGCCCUGUUGUCUUGAAAUACCCAUACCCAUCCUGAAUAACAACCCCCUAAGAUGAGGACAGUUUAUACUACUGACUAAGAUACAUUGGGCGGCAGGUAGCUUAGUGGUUAAGAGCGUUGUGCCAGUAACCGAAAGGUCGCUGGUUCUAAUCCCUGAGCCUACUAGGUGAAAAUUCUGUUGGUGUGCCCUUGAGCAAGGAGCUAAUUGCUCCUGUAAGUCGCUCUGGAUAAGAGUGUCUGCUAAAUGACAAAAAAAAAAAACAUUUAAUUUGGGACCAUGUAGUUUUAGGUUGCAGAAACACUAUUAAGAUCGAGAAACCACUUGGAAUUGAAUUCACCUGCUGGGCACUCAAGCAAUUUUUCAAAACACUGACCUUUCCAGACGCCACAAUGAAGCUGUUCAUAUUUCUCCCUCCUCUCCUCUCUCUCUGCCUUUUUACACACAGCCCAUCGCUAAUACAGGCUGCAUGGUUUAGUGGGGUUCUCAUAUUUUUCCCUCCUCUCUCUUCUGUCUCUGCAGGCACAGCUCAUUCAAAAGGCACCUGCCCAGGCAGAUGCAGUCGAUCAGCCUGGACCUGGGCAACGACUAUGCGGACGAGGACGAGCAGCCCACCAGCAUCGGACGCAUCAAACCAGAACUCUACAGACAGAAGACCUUGGACACAGACGAGUCCGCCAAGAACAGCAACGCCAAGAACUGUGGGAAGAUCAACUUCUCGCUGAAGUACGACUAUGAGAAUGAGGCCCUCCUGGUCAACAUCCUCAAGGCCUUCGACCUGCCCGCCAAGGACCUGUGUGGCAGCUCCGACCCCUACGUCAAAAUUUAUCUUCUCCCAGAUCGCAAGAAGUUUCAGACGCGCGUCCACCGGAAGACGCUCAACCCCACGUUUGACGAGUCCUUCCAGUUCCCCGUGCCUUAUGACGAGCUGGCCGUUAGGAAGCUCCACAUGAGUGUGUUUGACUUUGACAGGUUCUCCAGACAUGAUAUGAUCGGGGAGGUGGUGGUGGAUAACCUUGUUGAGACGUCAGACCUCUCCAGGGAGACAGACAUUUGGAGGGACAUUCAGUACGCCACAACUGUAAGAACAUCUGUCUGUUUGUCUUUGACUCAAAGCAGAGUCGACAUAGCCUGAUCCCAGAUCUGUUUGUGCUAGAGUUAACAUUACUUACAUUUGAAAGCAGUUAUAAUAACGUCAUUCAAAUCAUAUGACCCCCCCCCCAGAACAAAAAGAUGAACAAAUGCGAGUUCAGCGUGUCAUAAAUCCUUUGUUAAAGUAGGAAUUUAUUCUAGUCAUAUGAAAUGACAGUAAUUAUAAGCUAAAGGCAUAAAAAGUACUUGUAAUCAUCGCAAAGGUCAUGAAACUGUCUGGGCGAAAAAUGUGAGCCCUCCAACGAGAUACUGAAGUGGUCAUUAUAUUUGACUGUAAUUCUAUUUGGACGGUGUCCUGAGGAUGUCUUGAUGAGUAGUGCACUAUGCUGUUGGCAUCAGUUUGGAUUCUAUUGGCGUCUUCAUCAAUCUGGCAUGACUCUGGCAUCUCUCUGGCAUCUCUCUGGUCUGAGGGGUACCUCUGUCAGAUUAUUUUAUGUGGCCAGUAUUGUUGGACUUCAGCUGCCUUAGAAGGGCAGUUCAAUAAUCCAGUAGUUAUUGCUAAAGUGGCAGAAAGCAGUUGGCUCGUUGCUUGACACACACAUAUUAUUGAACAAGGAAAGGACUCCCAGCCAAAACUCCCUCAACCACCAUCUUGUAUAAAGUAAUGUAUGCAGUAUGCAGACAAGGAAGGUUCUAAAUGUAAUUGUUGCAUUGAUGAUGCAGUAGCAGGCAUAAAGGGGUUGAGGAGUAUGUACUAGGCCUACCUGUUAUAUGAGCCUUGGACUGAAUGGAAGUACUGUUUACAAAUGGGGGAUGCAUCAAUAACACUGGAAUUAGGAAGAUCAAGUAUGUAGAGGCGGCUGAGGGCUGGGAGGAGGGUGGGGUGGAAGACUUAUUGACUUCAGGCAGUGUCUUAUAGCAUGUUUGAUUCAUACAAACUAUUUUGGGAGGGUUUUCUCACUAAUCAUAGGCCGCAGGAUGCAUAAAUGUGUAGGUAGGCAUGAUUUAUACAUCUAUAGGUAGGCCUACUGUAUCCAAUGUUUCAUCCUGUGGUGAUAAAUGAUAGUGGCUGAUCACAAACUCAGAGGAAGUGAAUGGGUGGGUCUGUAUUGCUUGAGAAUCAGCUUAAAUCUGAACUCUAAUCCUGGCUCAAACCCUAAAUGUAGCAUUUUUCCCUCAUAACACUGACCCUUGCAUCCCUUGGCUUUGCCUUCGCACCACACCCAACCCCAGCUUUAAUCCUGGCCCUUUGGCUACUGCAAACCUGCACUGAUGCCGUGAAAAGCAAUACUGUUUUAAAGAAAGGAGGCAUUAAUAACAGGUAAUAUUAUCUCCAGACAGAGAGGGCAAGGGGACAGUGUGUAAGCCAACUGUUUUGACAUUUCUGAAGUCUCCACAAUGAUUAAUUAGCGCCAUUUCAUAACUGUAACCCACUGUAAUUUUCAAUAUUGCAUACAGUUCAUGUACCACAGUAGAAUUCUAAGAUGCUCUAGUCUAAAAAGUAUUUUAUGUCACAUUUGCUGUGCACUCAUAUUAUUGCACAGAAUCCAACUUUGUCUUCAUCAACCAAAUUCCCUCUCCCAUUGGAGUGCUUUAGCUAAAUCAACUUUAAGUGCUUGAGACAUUAAGUCCACAUCCCAUCCCAAGUCAUGGGAUUCGUCAGUCAGAGGGGAGGCUCACCAUAGCCCAUUUGAAGUGAUUAGAACCUCACCAACCUUAAUGCAUGUUCAUGGGAUGAAGCUUAGUCAGAACACCCCGGGACAGAGUGAAAACAAAACUUUCACUCCACAUGAAAUACUAAUAUUACAUUUUAAACGCUUAAUCCUCCACAUUAAAUACUAUCAUUACAUUUUAAACGCUUAACACUCUACAUUAAAUACUAACAUUACGUUUUAAACUCUUAACACACCACAUGAAAUCCUAACAUUACAUUUUAAACACUUAACACUCCACAUUAAAUACUAACAUUACAUUUUAAACGCUUAACACUCCACAUGAAAUACUAACAUUACAUUUUAAACGCUUAACACUCCACAUUAAAUACUAACAUUACAUUUUAAACGUUUAACACUCCACAGGUGGCCAUAAUUAGACAUUUUUCACUGUCCUGCAGAUUUGUCUCUACAACUUCCUGAGCGUGAGCCUGAUACUCAGUUCUGUUUGUGAUGACAGGUUUCACACCAAUAUCUCUUGAGGGAUUUUGGAAUAGCAUUGGCUUCACAAUCCAUUUCCAUCGUAAUGUUAUUGCCCUUGCUCCAGUAGGGCCUGAAGGCAUCCUUCCAGUGCUGUGUGUCACAUCAGUUUGUUUCUCUGUUUGUUCCCACAGGAGAGUGUAGACUUGGGAGAGAUCAUGUUCUCACUAUGCUACCUGCCAACCGCAGGACGACUCACUCUCACUGUCAUCAAGUGCAGGAACCUCAAGGCCAUGGAUAUCACUGGAUACUCAGGUAGGCAAGCUUUAUGUGUGUGUGUGUGUGUGUGUGUGUGUGUGUGUCAUUGUUUUUCAUAAUGAGUCAAAGAAAAUAAACCCUGGCUGUAACAUAUCAAAUUAUAGAUGUUCUCAAAUGUUGAAUAAAAAGAGCAAACAAAGGGAAGUCCUCUCCAGCUAUUUUUAUUUCUGUGAGAAUCUAUUAAUAUUCACCACUGGCAAUAUGGAGAUGUCAUCUACAACUACUUACAGCCUAACAAUCUGCUGUUCCGUAUUCAGUUUAUAUUAUCAAUAACCAAAUAUCAUUAGAGGAAACAUGUUUGCGUGCGAAUUCAAGUGACAUUCACUCUGAGUUAAAUGUCACGAAUCGGGCAUUAUUUAUUCCAAACAAUUAUUGUAUUAUUUGUUAUUAUUUUUCCUCUCACUGUUAACGACAUUUUAACAAGUUUAAUAUCCCUUCUCAGUUGAGGAUUUAAAUGUCUCCCAAUUGUUGCUGGAUUGAACUGGAUCUGUGUGCAGUAAACCAUGGCUAGUAAAUUGUACCCUGAAGCAUAUUUGGUUGCAAAGCAAGCAGUCUUUAUAAUGUUGUGUAUGGAUCUAAGGCAGCUUACAUCUGACUAGUUUACUGACAUAAUGGAUUUUAGGAGCUGACGGAUGAAGAUUGAAAUCAGCAUUCACCACGCAUUCACUUUAUUCCAUUAAAGCACUAUUUCAGUGGCUUUCGCUUCCUCUGCUUUCAAUAACUGAGGUGUUUACUCAUCAAUAUCAAAUGUACAGAGAUUUAUUCCAGACCUUUUCAAGGAUGUUAUUGUUAUAUUUAGGUUCAAGUAAGCGGGGGAGUAUAAUACACAUGGGAAAUAUACUUUAAAUGGGAAAUGAAAUUGAUCGAUGCAGCUGCUGCAUCAAAAUGUAUGUGUUGAGUUAUGUUGAGGUCACUGUAGGCCUAAUGAGAAUAGCAUUAUGUUCUCACAUGCUGAAACAAUACCUGCAUGUUUUAUUAGUCGAAUGUACAGGAUACACAUGGUAUACAUCGUCCAACGAAAUGCUUACUUGCAGGUUCCUUCUUGACAAUACAACAAUAAGAAAUAAGAACAGAUAAGAAUAGGAACACAAAGUAAAUGGCUCAGUAGAAUAGAAUAAACAUCUCAGCAUAAUUAUAAUACAGGAAGGCACAAUUUAUAGUCCAAUAUUUACACAUGUUUUGGGGAAGGGGGGAUUGGGGGACAAGUGUUUAAAUUGUGCAGUAUUUAGCAAUAAUAAUAGGAGUCUGGUAGCAGCAGUUGGGAUGUGUGUCUAGCAUGAAUGUGUGUCUGUGUGUUUUUGGUUUUACUAUCCUUGUGGGGACCAGACAUUUCGCCGGUCCCCACAAGGAAAAAGCCUAGUUUAGAUGUAUAGCUUUAGGGUUACAAUUAGGGUUAGGGGUUAGAGUUUAGGUUUAGGGUUAGAAGUUAGGUUGAGGGUUAGGGUUAGUGUUUUGGGGUUAGGGUUAGGGUUAUCAUUAGGUUUAGGGUUAGGGGUUAGGGAAAAUAGGAUUUUGAAUGGGAAUCAAUUGUUUGGUCCCCACAAGAAUAGUAAAACAAACGUGUGUGUGUGUGUGGAUGAGUGUAUAUCUGUGUGGGUGUGUGUGUAAGUGAGUGAGUGCAUGUGUGCUAAGGUACGAAGAAUCAGUGCAGGUGGUCGGUCCAGUUCAAUUAUUCAGCAGUCUGAUGGCUUGUAGAUAGAAACUGUCUCUGAGCCUGUUGGUAUCAAACCUCAAGCUCCAUGUGGGGUCCUUGAUGAUGCUGCAUGUCAAAUGUUCUAGCGGUAAAUGUACAGAAUCUCUUUCUAAAUUGCACAAAGCAGAGGCUAACAUUGGAGCAUGAAAACACAAGGAGAUUUCUGGUGCCACGAUUGAUCUCAAGAUAAUGUGGCUAUAGAACUUACAUCCUGAUAAACAUCUUAUAUCUUUUUCUCUUUUCCACUUCAGAUCCCUACGUCAAAGUGUCUCUUGUCUGUGACGGGAGGCGUUUGAAAAAGAAGAAGACGACCAUCAAGAAGAACACUCUGAACCCCACGUACAACGAGGCCAUCAUCUUCGACAUUCCCCCAGACAGCAUGGACCACGUCAGCCUGCACAUCUCAGUCAUGGACUAUGACUUGUGCGUAUAACACUUUGAUUUAAUCUUGGCAUCCAUAAGAAAAAUCUGGCAUGCACGUUGGCCGGCUACUUGGUAACAGUCUGUCAAGCACUGUCCAAAAAAUUCAACUGGACGGUUCUCUCAGAAUAUUCAGCAUCUUUGUAGUCAGCACAAUACGGCCCCUAGAAUAGGACACUGCGUCGGAUAUCUAUUUUUUUUUAAAGAACAACACAACAAAUAGAAAGAAUAGGUCAGGAGUCAGGGAAGCAGAACAGUAACUAUAAAACAGUCAGUCACUAGAAGACCAGUACAGUGGAGGAGCUCUCUGCUCUGCCAGGAGAGGUGAAUGGUAGUAGGGCAGUGGUCGCCAACCGGCCGAUCAAGAUCGACUGGUCAAUCUCCAAGGCAUUCCUAGUCAAUCACCAAACGUCUGUAUAAAACAAAAACAACGAUAAAGCCUUGCGAUCCUAUUUGGUUGAAUGGAAGCUCAGAGGGUAGUCUUUAUCAACAAACAUGGCUGCUGCCGACUGGCGAACCGACUCUACUUUGAGGGUAUCAGCCAGGGCAUCCUUGUUUUGUAUCAGUCCGUCCCUUAGAUCCAGGAUUAUGAUGAGGAAGAACAGACAUCCCCUCUGGUCUGGUUCAACCUCGGAGGGGACUUUGUUGGUCCCAUUACCAUUUGUAGUUGUUGGAACACAAACCCUUUCUUCAUACCAUUUACAUUUCAGACAUUAUCUCUAAAAGAGAUAUGGAAAUGUCUCCUUUUAACUAUGACUCAGCUUUAUCUUCACAUGAACUGCACCUGCUAAUUAUCACCUCUCCCUUUUAACUUUACAUCUUGCAGCUGUAUCUUCUGAUAACUAAAUGUAUACUUGUUAUAAGGGUUGGAGAUGGGGUGAAAUAAUUUUGCCAAAUUAGCUUUUUUAAUGUGAAUGCAACGAUUUUACAUUGGUGGGUUCCCAGAAUAUUAUUUUCUUCAAUUUUGUAAUGCUUGUAAUACAAAUUCAGCUAUAAAAUCAAUCCUGCAUUAUUUUGUAAUGUAGUGUCUCUGAAGAGCAGGAUUAGCUGUACUGUUGUGUUGAUGUUGUGUGUGUUGUCUGGCCCCUGCAGUGUAGGUCACAAUGAGAUCAUUGGUGUGAACCGUGUGGGGUGCAGUGCUGAGGGGCUUGGCAAGGGCCACUGGAACGAGAUGCUGGCGUACCCACGCAAGCCCAUUGCACACUGGCACCCCCUACUGGAGGCCAAGAAAUCAGAGAAAGAGGUUAGUUCAAACAUCACGUUGCAGUGUGUGAAGAAUUUGUAGGCAUGAAUAUUGCAUAUAGUAAAAAAUAUAGAGACGUUUUUUUCAAGGAUCACACGUAGGAUAAAUAGUCAAUGUCAGAUAUUGUAACAGUGUAAUAUCUAUCGUCUAAUGAAGUGUGUGUGUGUGUGUGUGUGUGUGCGUGUGCGUGCAUGCGUCUGUGUCUGUGUCUGUGGGUGUGUGUAUGUCUGUGUGUGUCUGUGUACUGCAGUGGAAAACGCGGACGGCCAGUUUGGACAGCCAGGGUUCUUGCCCCUCCCCCAGGCCUCCUUCUAGCCCCUGAGCAGAACCACCUGUGACCCUAGUGAAACGGUCUCCUCUCUCUCCUUCUAAUCCCACAUCCUGUCUGGUCUGUCUGCCUGCACCUGAGGAGAAACAUAGCCCCACUCAGUCUCUCUCAGUCUUCACUCUCCCUCAAGUGUAGCAACAAAGUGCUCCCGUUCCCAAUAACUGAUCCUGGAUCAGCAUCUCUGUCAGUUGUUUUUGAAGUAACAAUGUUUUUUUUUGAAUUAAUAUGAAGUUUUGCAGUUAGGUUUACUGAUCUGGAGUCAAUCCCAGUACUUGGGGUGCUUUGGUUUGGUUUUAUCCUGAGCUUCUCUCAUCAAGUGAGUCCCCAAAGGGGGAGCUUGUUGUCUGAGUGGCACAACAGACUGCCGGAUCCGAGUGUAUCUAUCUAUGGGAGAGAGAGAGAGAGAAUACAUUUAACAUUUAAGUCAUUU